Pseudophryne corroboree (corroboree frog) is the source of this 2251-nucleotide messenger RNA. It is a transcript of the gene ZBTB12, whose product is annotated as zinc finger and BTB domain containing 12. Gene Ontology annotation, biological process: regulation of transcription by RNA polymerase II. Gene Ontology annotation, molecular function: protein binding; RNA polymerase II cis-regulatory region sequence-specific DNA binding; DNA-binding transcription factor activity, RNA polymerase II-specific. The record is from RefSeq and is a predicted model, not a curated record. The transcript is spliced from 2 exons. NCBI's taxonomy places the organism in Eukaryota, Metazoa, Chordata, Amphibia, Anura, Myobatrachidae. Bases 371 to 1786 code for a protein of 471 amino acids.
CAGGUACUUGGAGAGGAUUGGGAGGAGAUGGCAGGGAAUGGGAGGGGUGGCAGGGAAGAGGACACAGACAACAGGAAGAGGAGGAGAGAGCCUGCCCUGAGCUCUGUGUUGGGAGGUUAUGCUGCCACUGAAUAUGAAAUGUCCAAUACUGAAACAUGGAUGAACAGCAACAAAGCUGGUGAUCCACAGAAGAGACCCCGUAAAUCUUUUCCUCGUGACCAUCUCUACAUCUCUUCCCACUAACAGUGUCCUCACUUGUUGGGCCUGAUUCAACAGAACUGAGAAAAGAAGACAUCCACCAACGCAGAGGUCCUUCUAGGAGCAUCUUACCGAUUACCAAGAUUUUGCUUGUCCACUGUCAUUAUCAAAGAUGACGUCUGCCUAUGACACACUCCGCUUCCAGCUCCCCGGCCAUGAAGCAGCCACGCUCCGUAGCAUGAACCAGCUGCGCUCAGAGGAGCGCUUUUGUGAUGUAACUAUUGUCUCCGAUGGGCUCAAGUUCCGGGGCCACCGGGUGGUGCUGGCUGCUUGCUCCCCUUUCCUCAGAGACCAGUUCCUUCUAAAUCCAGGUUCUGAAUUACAAGUUUCUCUCAUGCAUGGACCCAGGGUGGUGUCAGACCUCCUUCUUUCCUGCUACACUGGCCUCCUGGAAUUCCCAGUCCGAGACAUUGUGAACUAUUUAACAGCGGCCUCUUACUUGCAGAUGGAACAUGUGGUGGAAAAGUGUCGCCAAGCCCUGACUCAGUUUAUUGAUCCACAAAUAGGUUUGAGGGAUGCUAAAAGCCUGCCCUCUCGGAGUGCUUCAUCAACAACCACUACAAUGCGCCCAAUUCGUCCAGCUGAAAACUGUAAGCCAUCGAAAACACAGGUCAAGGCAGCAGACGAGAGCGAGGAGGAGAUGUUGAUGAUGGCAGAAGAGGAAGAAGACGAGGAGGAGGAGGAAGAUGAAUCUCCUACAGAUAUUUGCAUUGUUAAAGUAGAGGCUGGAAUGGGUGAUGGUAGUGGGGGAGCAAAGGGCGGGAGAUCUUGGAGAAAAGAAGAGCAUAAUUCUGUGGCACAGCCAGAAGAGGCCCUAGUCAAUUCUACUAUGGAAGGAGAAGCUGGGGAUGGAGCUAUCCAUCAAGGGGGGAUGAUGAAGGCCAUCUACAGUGAUGAGGUGGAAGGCGGAGAAGGGGUGCUCAUUAUUCCCAGCAGCUACCAUGAAGAAGAGGAAGAGAUAUUAGACAGUGGAACAGGAGGCUGCCAAAGCAGUGUUGUGAUUGAUGGAAAUUCAAGAGAUGCUCUUGGUGGACUCGGAGGAUCAUCCCCAUACAACGCAAUGGCCAUGGGUGAUGCAAGGUUCGGCAACAGGCGAACAUUAAGGUGCAGUAAGUGCGAAGAGGUUUUUCAAGGUGUGGAAAAACUUGUCUUCCACAUGAGGGCACAGCAUUUUGUCUUCAUGUGUCCACGGUGCGGGAAACAGUUCAACCACAGCAGCAACCUUAACCGCCACAUGAACGUGCACAGAGGCGUAAAGUCCCACUCUUGCAACAUAUGCGGCAAAUGCUUCACUCAAAAGUCCACUCUUCACGACCACUUAAAUCUCCACAGCGGUGAGAGACCGUACCGUUGUUCUUACUGCGAUGUAAGGUUUGCCCACAAGCCGGCCAUAAGGCGGCAUCUCAAGGAGCAGCAUGGAAAGACCACCGCACAGAACGUCUUAGAAGCUGGGGCGGUUGAGAUGAAUAUUACAGCACAGAAUGCCUUGGACACUGGGGCACCUGAAAUGGGUCUUAUGAUGGGAUAAGGGACUGACUGGAAUGGCUUUGGUUUGUUUGGACCCUGGCAGGAGAAGUGUUUGAGCUUUAAAUAUGUUUUAUCCGAUUUGCACUAGUGUACUGACAUCUAUACUUUUUGAAGAAUUUUUCUCAGCUUUGGUGACCUGCAGGCCAGAAGUUUCCGCUUAUAAACCCAAGUGCUCCAUAGACUUUAGAACAGCUUUCGGGACACUGUGUUGUUUUUGGAAUUUGCUGUUGUUUUUUAAUCUUAUGUUACAUAUUACUGACAUUAAUUGUCCGAUGUCUUCUACUUGAGUUCUGAGGUAGCAAUACUGCGUUUUUAAGAGAAUUGAAGUGUUGUAUUAAUUAUAUGACCUUGUCAUUCAGCCCUACUUUAUAUUAUUGUGUAUCUGUGCAAACAGAGGUCAUGUGUGUGUUUUUAAAUAUACAAAAACAUAGCGAAAGCUAUUAGGAUUAAAUGUUCAGUUUGACAA